AUGUUUGAAGCGGGGAAGCCUGUAAAGAGGAUAGUGGUGGCGUAUAAUGGGCGGAACGCGAAGGUGGAAGGGAACAACGUGAAGCUGACGUUUCAGCUGGGGAAUGGAGGCUCCCUAUGGCAGUCAGCAGCGCCCUUCUCAUCGGGUGUCUUCCACACCACACCGCGCUCUCCCUGCCCUUCCUACCCCGCAAUCCCAUUUCCUUCCUCUUCCCUCAUCCCUCCAUCCCCCUCUCCCUCCCCCUCCAUCCCUUCAGGCUCCCUGUGGCAGUCAGCAGCGCCCUUCUCAUCAGGUGUCUUCCACACCGCGCUCUCCUGCCCCUCAGGGAACACCUCUGGCCUGCUCGUGUCCUUUGGGCUGUCCAAUACCGGCAGCACAGGGCAGGCAGCGGGAGUGACGUUUGACAUGGUGGGCAGCAACAAGCAAAUGCUGCUCGCCACUCUGCACCGCAGCGGCAAGGCCUUUCCCACCUCCGUGCCCCUGUUCCACCCACGCCCCUUCCUAACCCCCCCUCCUUCCCCCUCAGCUCUAUCCAAUACCGGCAGCACGGGGCCAGCAGCAGGAGUGACGUUUGACAUGGUGGGCAGCAACAAGCAAAUGCUGCUCGCCACUCUGCACCGCAGCGGCAAGGCCUUUCCAACCCAAGUGUCCCUCCCCUCGCCCUGUGACUCCGUGCCUGCCCGCCUCUCCCUCUACUGGGACGCGCACUAUGUCUCCUGGUACGUGAACCGCCAAUUGGUGCGCUACUUGCUGUUUCACAUCACCAACCAUCGACACCCCCAUACCCACCAUCCUUCCCCCACCCCCCCUCCAACCCUCCCCACCAGCUGCUGGUACGUGAACCGCCAGUUGGUGCGCUACUUACCUCGGUCCUCCUCACCUCUGCGCUUCCCCGCUGUGCCCCUGAUCCUCUUCGGCACCAUCAAGGCUGCUGCGCUCACCAACCUGGGGGGCUGGGCAGGCAAGAUGAGCGGAGACCCGCUGCCCAAGACUGCCAUGUGGACGGGUGUCGCCUCUAUCACACCCCUCAUGGCUAGGCUAGGCGCCCCUCUCCCUCCAACUCCCCUGCCUGUCGUGAAAUGGCCUGCAGCUCUGGGCCCAACGGCUGGGCGCCCCUCCCCCGCCGACUGCCCUGCCUGUGGUGAAAUGGCCUGCAGCGCUGGGCCCCGUGGUGGGCCCUCUGGCCGUGGACUACUGCAGCGAGCACUGCUUGGGCUGCGAGGGGGCCACUAG
Closterium sp. Naga37s-1 is the source of this 1233-nucleotide messenger RNA. The record is from the annotation of a GenBank genome assembly. NCBI's taxonomy places the organism in Eukaryota, Viridiplantae, Streptophyta, Zygnematophyceae, Desmidiales, Closteriaceae.